AUGGCACCCACAAAGAAGGUACUUCGAGUGAAGGAAAGUGGAAUUCCAUCAGAAGAGGGCAGCAAAUGGAAGUAUUUUCACAUAUUUAUUACAAUAUGUGGGCCUUUAUUCCUGAUUUAUCUCAAUCUCCGCUGUGAAAAGAACCAGUGUGUCUUGUUCCAGCUUCCUUUGGUUGUCCCCACCCAUGUUGGUGCAUACUUCUCAACUACUGCAACGCUCAUGCUCUUUGGAUUCUUUGCACUUGUGUUUCUCUUCAGUUUAUCAGCUGCUCAUAGCAGUAAAAAAGAAAAGUCAUUUCCCUCUGCCUUUUAUCAUGGGUCCUGCACAACACUGACUCUCGCCCAAGUUGAACUGAAGUACUUCUUCUAUGUUCAUGUGGGACUGGUUGCUUUGGCCUUGUUGGAUUUGCUAGUGCUCCUGGACUUUGCCCUGAAGCACACUGUGACGGCACCGCUGGCUUUUCUGGCUACGACACAGUAUCUUUUAGUUGCCCAUACUCUUUUGUAUGAGAGCUUCCUAAUGAAAAAGCCGUUUAUAGAUUCUGAAAAGCUGGGCUUCUUCUGGCUGCUGAAAGUGCUCCUGUACCUGCCUUUCUUCCACUCCCUUCCAGUGCUCUACACAUCAGUCACUGAAAUAGUUCUACCUAAACCUGCCAUGCUUGCUGACUGCGUGCUGUUCUUGUUUGGCUUUAUCAUCUAUACCAGCUCCAUCCAUCAGAAAGAAAAUUUUGCUGUUGAUCCAAAUGCAUACAGGAGUCUGAAGUCCAUCACUGUCCCAGGUCGGCGGCUGUUGAUCAGUGGGUACUGGGGAAUUGUUCAGAAACCUGACUACCUCGGCUACAUGAUUAUCUGGCUCUCUUGGAUUAUAGCUUGUGGGCUGAGUGGUCUCUCCUUGGUGGUACUGACCAUCAUAUACAUCACCAUGUUUGUAUGGUUACACCAAGCAGCGCAGGUAAAAAAGACCAAGUAUCACUCUGGAUGGACGCGGUACAUAAAUGUGGUGCCCAAAAAAGUGAUCCCCUACGUAUAUUGA
This is a messenger RNA of Aplysia californica (California sea hare), 1032 nucleotides long. Its product is annotated as delta(14)-sterol reductase TM7SF2. Lineage: Eukaryota; Metazoa; Mollusca; Gastropoda; Aplysiida; Aplysiidae. The transcript is spliced from 8 exons. Gene Ontology annotation, molecular function: oxidoreductase activity, acting on the CH-CH group of donors, NAD or NADP as acceptor. Gene Ontology annotation, biological process: sterol biosynthetic process. Bases 1 to 1032 code for a protein of 343 amino acids. The record is from RefSeq and is a predicted model, not a curated record. Gene Ontology annotation, cellular component: endoplasmic reticulum membrane; nuclear inner membrane.